AUGAAAAUCAAAGAAAGUUGUUUUGCCACAGAGAGAGAGAGAGAGAAAAGAGAGAGAAAGAAGCGAUUAGUGAAAGAGAUAGAGAGAGAGAGAGCUUGCGUGAGUGGAGGAGUGUGUCAAAGUGCAGAGGAACGCCACAACUCGGAGAAUCCCAAAAAGCGUUGCUCUUUCCUCUUCGUAGUCAUCUGGAGACCUGAAGGAUAUGAACUCUACCAAAGGUUACCAGAGGAACUACAUGAAGAAGUUGACCAAGAGAUUCAUCGUGACUUAGAGAAGUGA
This is a messenger RNA of Microthlaspi erraticum, 279 nucleotides long. The record is from the annotation of a GenBank genome assembly. Lineage: Eukaryota; Viridiplantae; Streptophyta; Magnoliopsida; Brassicales; Brassicaceae.